CGGAGAGGCCUCGGUGCCUCCGCCCCUUUCGGAAAGCGCGUCUGGGGAUCACCGGGGGCCCGCUCCUCCCCGCAGGCGGGGGAGAAGGGGGGGAACAGGCGGCCCUUCCGUGGGGCUAUAAAGGGCUCCGGACCGCGGCGGCUGGUCUCCGCGUUCUCCGGCUCCGCCCUUUGCCGCCUUCCUCCGUCCCUGCUCGGGCUCCACUCGACCCUCUCGGGCCUCGGCUACUCGGGCUGAGGCGGAAGAUGGCGGCUCCGGAGGCACGGCCGGACUGCUCUGAGGGGGCGCUGGCUGCCGCUCUGCAGGACGUGCCGGAACUAGCCAGACUUCUGGAGAUAGACCCGUACCUUAAACCCUUCGCCCUGGACUUCCAGCGCAGGUAUAAGCGUUUCAACCAGACUUUGGACAGCAUUGGAGAGAAUGAAGGUGGUAUUGAUAAGUUUUCCAGAGGUUAUGAAUCUUUUGGUGUCCAUAGACGUGCUGAUGGUGGAAUAUACUGCAAGGAAUGGGCCCCAGGAGCAGAAGGAGUCUUUCUUACUGGAGAAUUCAAUGAUUGGAAUCCAUUUUCAUAUCCUUAUAAAAAGCUGGAUUAUGGGAAAUGGGAGCUGAUUAUCCCACCAAAGCAGAAUAAAUCCCCAUUAAUACCACAUGGAUCCAAAUUAAAGGUUGUUAUUAGGAGUAAAAGUGGAGAGAUCUUGUAUCGUAUUUCACCGUGGGCGAAGUAUGUGACUCGUGAAGGUGGUAAUGUGAAUUAUGACUGGAUGCACUGGGAUCCAGAGCAUUUGUAUAAAUUUAAGCAUUCCAGACCAAAAAAGCCCAAAAGUCUAAGAAUUUAUGAAUCUCAUGUGGGGAUUUCUUCCCAUGAAGGGAAAAUUGCUUCUUACAAACAUUUUACAUGCAAUGUACUACCCAGAAUCAAAGACCUUGGAUAUAACUGCAUUCAGUUGAUGGCAAUCAUGGAGCAUGCUUACUAUGCCAGUUUUGGGUACCAAAUCACAAGCUUUUUUGCAGCUUCAAGUCGUUAUGGUACUCCAGAAGAGCUGAAGGAACUGGUCGAUACAGCUCACUCAAUGGGUAUUACAGUUCUUUUGGAUGUGGUACAUAGUCAUGCUUCAAAAAAUUCAGAAGAUGGAUUGAAUAUGUUUGAUGGUACAGAUUCCUGUUAUUUUCAUUCUGGACCUAGAGGGAAUCAUGAUCUUUGGGACAGUAGAUUGUUUGCCUACUCCAGCUGGGAAGUUUUACGAUUUCUUCUGUCAAACUUAAGAUGGUGGUUAGAGGAAUAUGGCUUUGAUGGUUUUCGUUUUGAUGGAGUUACAUCCAUGCUCUAUCAUCACCAUGGAAUGGGUCAAGGUUUUUCAGGUGAUUACCAUGAAUAUUUUGGUCUACAAGUAGAUGAAGAUGCCUUAAUUUACCUCAUGUUGGCAAAUCAUUUGGUUCACAGUUUGUAUCCAGAUUCUAUAACAAUAGCUGAGGACGUAUCAGGAAUGCCAGCGCUGUGUUCUCCCAUUUCCCAGGGAGGGGGUGGCUUUGACUAUCGAUUAGCCAUGGCCAUUCCAGAUAAAUGGAUCCAGUUAAUUAAAGAAUUUAAAGAUGAAGACUGGAAUAUGGGCAAUAUUGUGUUCACACUCACAAACAGACGCUACCUGGAAAAGUGCAUUGCUUAUGCAGAGAGCCAUGAUCAGGCACUCGUUGGGGAUAAAACAUUGGCAUUUUGGUUGAUGGAUGCUGAAAUGUAUACCAAUAUGAGUGUGCUGGCCCCUUUUACUCCAGUCAUUGAUCGUGGAAUACAGCUUCAUAAAAUGAUUCGACUUAUCACUCAUGCACUUGGUGGAGAGGGCUAUCUCAAUUUCAUGGGUAAUGAAUUUGGGCAUCCUGAAUGGUUAGAUUUCCCUAGGAAAGGAAAUAAUGAAAGCUACCAUUAUGCCCGAAGGCAGUUUAAUUUAACUGAUGAUGACCUUCUUCGCUAUAAGUUCCUAAAUAACUUUGACAGGGAUAUGAAUAAAUUGGAAGAAAGAUGUGGUUGGCUUUCUGCUCCUCAGGCCUAUGUAAGUGAAAAGCAUGAAGCCAAUAAGGUAAUCACUUUUGAGAGAGCAGGUCUUCUUUUUAUCUUCAACUUUCAUCCAAACAAGAGCUACACUGACUAUCGAGUUGGAACUGCUUUGCCAGGAAAAUUCAAAAUUGUGCUAGACUCAGAUGCAGCAGAAUAUGGAGGACACCAGAGGCUGGACCACAGCACUGACUUCUUUUCUGAAGCUUUUGGCCAUAAUGAGCGGCCCUAUUCACUUUUGGUGUACAUUCCUAGCCGAGUGGCCCUCGUCCUUCAGAAUGUGGACCUGCCCAACUGAGGAGACCAGAUUUCAGCUCCACUGGAGGAAGACGUGUGCUCAUUUACCAUUCUCAGUGUCACAGAGCUUAUGAGGUGUAAGCUUUUCAAAAUGCACUUGUCUAGCUACAGCGUCACAUAUCUGUACUUACACAUUGGUUUAUGUAAAUGAAUGUCAAGUAUUUCUUUAAGAGGUAAAAAAGAGGAUAUUUUUAAAAUUUCAGGUACCUUACACUAUAUUUUCCAGCCAUCGGAGCAGUUGGAAUUCUUAGAUGCAGUAUUAUACGUAAUGUCAUUAAGCAGUUUUACUCUCUUGGUCAAUUAUUUGAGCCUUUCAAAUUCAAAUUUGGUGUUGUGUCAAGUGUGAUUAUUUCAGUUGAAUUUAUGCAAUAUUUUUUGUUUUAAUGGACACUUAAUUGCUUUGUUUGGUCUGAUAUAUUUUGGUCUAAAUUACAAGAUAUCAAGAUUGUUUUCUGACUUUCAAAUUAUGUUUAGAAAUACUGUAAUAAAUAUGUAGUAAUAAUAUAAAAUUCAAAACUAUAAAAAUAAUAUAAAAGUCAUUAUCUAUGACUCAUUCAUGCUUCAUUUGGCAUGAAUGAGUUUUAUCUUCUGAUCACUUACUCGGUAUCUUGGUAAAUGCUGAUAUCAUAGACUUUCUGAAGUUCUAAAUUGGUCAUUGUAACAUUUCCGAAAAUUCUUUUACUCUCAAUAAAUGAAA
Condylura cristata (star-nosed mole) is the source of this 3041-nucleotide messenger RNA. It is a transcript of the gene GBE1, whose product is annotated as glucan (1,4-alpha-), branching enzyme 1. Lineage: Eukaryota; Metazoa; Chordata; Mammalia; Eulipotyphla; Talpidae. Gene Ontology annotation, molecular function: 1,4-alpha-glucan branching enzyme activity; cation binding; hydrolase activity, hydrolyzing O-glycosyl compounds. The coding region runs from base 246 to 2345 and encodes 699 amino acids. Gene Ontology annotation, cellular component: cytoplasm. The transcript is spliced from 16 exons. The record is from RefSeq and is a predicted model, not a curated record. Gene Ontology annotation, biological process: glycogen biosynthetic process.